Truncatella angustata is the source of this 1253-nucleotide messenger RNA. Its product is annotated as ADP-ribosylation factor family-domain-containing protein. Gene Ontology annotation, cellular component: cytoplasm. Lineage: Eukaryota; Fungi; Ascomycota; Sordariomycetes; Amphisphaeriales; Sporocadaceae. The record is from RefSeq and is a predicted model, not a curated record. The coding region runs from base 402 to 1169 and encodes 255 amino acids. Gene Ontology annotation, molecular function: GTPase activity; GTP binding. The transcript is spliced from 2 exons.
GUCGGCCGGAAGACCUUCAAAAUCAGACGGGGGCACGCUAGAACCUAACGAAUGUUUGACCAUAAAACUAUUCCACUAAACUUGAUUCAGGAUCUUCCGGGAAAGUAAUAAAGUAAAGAAUUUUUUUUUUUUUACGCAGCUAAACCAGAGUGGUACAACAAUAUAAUAGAUCUAAAAGACAAUCUCUGCUCGUAAUAUCAGCCGCGCCAUACAUAAACGACAAGCCUGGCCACGAAACAACCCCCCGCAAGGCGCCAGCCUCGACCUGCCAUUAGCGCACUUGGCAGCUAUCCGCAGUAUAGGCAGCCACUUAAAGCCACCCGAUUAUAUCACUCUGAACAUCAUCCCGACCCGCCAGCUGGAAACAUGUCUUAUACAUAACCGACAGCUCAACUUCCGACAUGUCGCAUCCCUUCGUAGAAGCCCUCAGACCCCAAAAGCGAAAUGUGAGCUGGACAGAUUGGCUUCGCACCCAGCUGUCCCGUCUGGGGAUCGGCGGCUCUACGACGCCGCCACUGUUGCACCUGUUCGACUACCUACCGAAACAGAAGCAUAUCCUGAUCACAGGCUUGGACGCCGCUGGCAAGUCAACGCUACUACGGAAGUACCUGUCGCCGAACGGCGACGAGGGCGUUGUAACCCAUCGUCCAGCGCUGGGCUGUCUGGUAGAGGAGACAUGCCACGGCAACGUGUAUUUCUACACGCUCGACCUGGGCGGCGGGAGGCCCCGUGCUGUGAUGAAUAUGGAGCGGGAAAUCAUCGCGGACAUGGACGCGGUCGUCUGGGUGCUGGACUCGACCGAUCGCGACCGGCUGGUGGAGGCCAAGGAGGAGAUGGCGCGCAUGAUCUGCGGUGCCGCGGGGUUGGGCAGGGACAAGCCGGUGCUGCUCCUGGCGAACAAGCAGCAGGUCUUCACGGAGAAGGGCGACUGCGUUCCUGCCAUAGAGUACAGCGAGGCUGGAAACCUUUUUGUGCACGUGUUGGGCGAUCGGAGAUGGUAUGUCGAAGAUACUGACUUGAUUUGUGGGCUUGGGGUGUGGCCGGCGUUUGUGUGGUUGGGCGACGAUGUAGGGAAUUUCGGAGAGGAGCGACAGCCCGUUGAAGAUUGGGCCAAAGCGGUCCGAACCGCGUUGCAUGGAGCGCAGAAAACGGGAUUAGUGAGAUGUUGAGCAUAUCUCGGUAUUAGUUCGCAACCACUAAAGGUAAUCGUACACCCAAAGCGGAAUCUAGAACCAUACGUCGCCAGCAUUGAU